Molecule: messenger RNA, 5994 nt
Organism: Dendrobium catenatum
Lineage: Eukaryota; Viridiplantae; Streptophyta; Magnoliopsida; Asparagales; Orchidaceae
Exons: 10
Coding region: 209-2539 (776 amino acids)
Biological process (GO): regulation of telomere maintenance
Cellular component (GO): nucleus
Source: RefSeq, a predicted model, not a curated record
AAAAAAUUCAUAUAUAUGAAAUGCUAGUUUGAAGCUUGAACCAAACAACCUAGCAACCAAGCCCAAUCGAACUAGUUAGCGAGCUUCAGGCCCCCAUUAAACACGAUAAAAGCCCAGCCGCUACUGGAUCGAUCGUCUUCAACGACGGAAGCAGCUUCGACGUACCACCACCGGACCAUCGCGACCUAAACCCUAGAUCUUGAUUCCCAUGGACGAUUAUUGGCGUUUCCGGCCGAUCCCCGAUGACCGCCAACUCUGCCCAGCCUGCUCUAUUCCCCACUACCCCUUCUGCCCUUCGCCUCCCGCCUUCGCCGCCGAUAACUUCCGCUUCCGAUCCUCCGAUUUCCGUCCACCGCUCUUUGACCGACCCUUCUACAUACCAUCCCCAUCGAGUGGAACGGCGUUUUUAGGGCCGCCGUCUCACCAACCACUUUUUAUCCAUGGAGAGGUGGUUGAUCGGGAGAGUUUCCGGAAGAGGAUGCGGGUGGAAGAUGCGGAGGUCGGAGUUUUCCCUCCCUUCCAACCUUUAAAUCGUGCUUUUUCGGUGGAUGAUGAGCGGAGGCUGAAUCUGAUUCGCGAUCAUGGGAGGGAAGGUACCACGCAAGUGCAUAAUGUAAGUCAUUGGAAUAAUAAUAGCGAUUACCGCAUGGAUGGGGAUGGUCAGGAUGUCUUGCAGAAGCAUUUCGGUAGUAGUGGAAUUAAUCAUGGGUUAUCGGAAUCUGAGAUUUACCCUCGGGAUGGUCGUUUCCACCAUGCUAAGGGUUACGAAGCUUACCCGUCUCAGCCGAUCUAUAACUUGGAUAGGGAAGAUAGGAGGGAUUUUGAACGGAUGGAGUUUGGGUCUGAUAGAAGAGGGCCGUUUGAUUCACAAAUUGGGGGCGACUACUCGUACCGGCCAAGUGCUCAGCUAGAUAGAAAUUUGCAGGCACCUCGGUUUGGUGGAUCUGAUGAUGCUUUGGGCGCUUCACAAAACUUUGCAUCAGUUGUGCCAGGGGAGUAUUUUCGAAAGGAUUCGUGGAGGCCGGGCUCUUAUUCCACUAAUGAUGAUAACACUUCACGAGUUGGAAACUUCAAUGAUCAGCAGCAGACUCCUUAUUCUACGAAUGAUUACAGCUCUUUACGAGUUGGAAACUUCCAUGAUCAGCAGCAGGCUCAUCCUAUGCCGAGCUGCUAUCCUCUUUUGCCAAAGCAACCUUCACACCCUCAUACCGAAGAUCAUCUCACGGCUACUUAUGGCCAAGAGUAUGCCACUCAAAAUCACAUGGAAAGCAAAUCUGAGUUUUAUAAACAGAAGGGAGAGAUGAUGAGAAAUUGCUUGGACGACUGGCGUCCAAUUCCAGGUAAAAUUCAAAAACCCUUGGAUCUACCGACUUAUCCUGCUGUGGAGCAAUUGGGCCCUCACACUAGUAAACAAGCAGGCGAUACACCUGCAGCGGCGUACAUAAACCAUGUGAUGGGUACGUCCAAGCCUGAGCAAGGACAUACUUCUCAAGCAUAUCCCCCUAUUCCACCACAGCCUCUUUUUCCCGUUGCCAACCAUGUGAUGGGUACAUCCAUACCAGAUCAUGGACAUACGUCUCAAGUUCAUCCUCCUAUUCCAGCACAGCCUCUUUUUCCAAUACAGACUGAGGCAUCUCUAUCAAGUCUCCAAGCGACAUCCUCUGUAUCAGCAACGAAUUCUGUUGUAAGCCCUGUUCGAGUGAACACUUUAGCUAAGAGGCUGCUUUCAGUGUAUGGCUCUCAGUCUUUGCCACAGGGAGAGCUCUAUAGUGAUCAUCCUGUGCAGGCAUCCAAAGGGUUUGCUAUUGAGGGUUCACCGUUCAUCCAUCAGCCUUCAUCAAAUUUUGAUGAAAGAAGGCCCUCUUUUCCAGUGAAGCAGUCUUUCAAAGAAAAACCUGCCUACGUUGAUGCUUCUCGCUUGUUUAAGCAGCCCUAUCGAGCAUCGCGGCCUGAUCGUAUUGUGAUAAUCCUUCGAGGACUUCCAGGUAGUGGAAAGAGUUACUUGGCAAAGGCAAUACGCGAUAUUGAGGUUGAAAAUGGUGGAAACGCACCUCGAAUUCAUGCAAUGGAUGAUUACUUCAUGAUUGAAGUUGAAAAGAAGGUUGAAGACAAUGAGGGGUUUAAAUCAACCGGCCCUGUCAGAAGCAAGAAGCAGAUCACCAAGAAAGUGAUCGAGUAUUGCUAUGAGCCUGAAAUGGAAGAGGCUUAUCGAUCAAGUAUGUUGAAGGCAUUCAAGAAGACAAUGGAUGAUGGGAUUUUCACUUUUGUGAUUGUGGAUGACCGCAAUCUGCGGGUAGCUGAUUUUGCUCAGUUUUGGGCAAUAGCGAAGAGGUUGGGUUACGAAGUGUACCUGCUCGAAGCUACAUAUAAGGAUCCAGCGGGUUGUGCUGCCAGGAACAUUCAUGGUUUCAAGCUGGCUGAUAUACAAAAAAUGGCUGAACAGUGGGAAGAAGCACCACCUUUAUAUUUGCAUCUGGAUAUUCAGUCAUUAUUUGGUGGGGAUGAUCUGAUUGACCAAUCCAUCCAGGAGAGAAUGUAAUGAUGGAUCAUAAAGCAUUGACGCUGCUGAUAUAUAUCAUAUGUGUAAGAUUUUUGAUAUACAAUUACGCCAAUGUAUUAUGCAAAUGCUGUUUACGGUUUUCAGGAGCAAAUUUUUCAGUUGAGAUGUUUCUAUGUACUAAACCUAAGAAGGUUUGGUGAAACUCGAUUGUUUCUUGUAUGGAAUAAAACAAUUUAUUAUUAUUAUUAUUAUUAUUAUUAUUAUUAUUAUUAUUUUUGAAGUAUUAUUAGGGAGAACUAUAAUAUAAGUUCUGCAUUUAUGAGAAAAACUAAUUGUUAGAAACUCGUGCUGCAUAAAUAUGACUUUUUGAGAAGACCCAAUGUAUUUCAUACAGUUGGUUGAAAUUUAUUAAUUUCAUUGCCCCUUUCUACAUUAUUGAGCAUAUACAUGCUCCUAGUUUUAUUAACUUCAAUUAUCGAAUAAUGUUCUGAUGCAGACUGGAAAGAUUAAUUACAGAUGGCAUAACAAAGGUAUCUGUGCGUUGGCGCAUAGUUUGAGGCCAUGAUAAUAUGAAGAAUCCCUUUUCCGUGGUUCUCAUUAGGUAGAACUAUACUGUUGUAGAGAGAGAUUCAAGAUAUGCUAUUAAUUGAGCUAAAUUUUAGAAUCCAUUGUAAAUACCCUAGCUCUGUUUGGCAACUGCUGAACUUUGAAGAUCUACUUGCAACGAUGCUGAAAUGGCAAAUUGAGAAACAUUUUAACCCAGUGUGAACGAUUGUCUUUGGCGUGCCCUGGUUUGUGGUAACAUGAACAUGCCAGACCGGAGAAGCAUAUACAGUGAAUUAAGCACAUGGACUAAGAUUUAAUCCUUCAUUUUUGAAAUUGGUCUAGUAGAUGUGACAAAGCUAAACUUACGAGGAUGCCAGAUAGGCAUGCUGGCCGGUCACUGGCUUUUUUUUUCCCUAAAAAGGAUGUGGAACAAAAUUGGGGGCUUGCCUCUUUACAAUCAUUAAUUACAUCAUCUUUCUUACCUUGCUGGUGUAUGUAGCCUAUCUCAUGCUUAGUUUUAUCCCCGUUGUCCCUCUUCCUUUGGUUUUCUUGUCUCCAAUCUCUCUCUUUCCAUUAGAAGGCCUUGGGAUCUACAAGGAGAAGAGAAGAGGCAAGAUUAGAAGAUAGACUAGAGAUGCUUGAGGAAGGAGGAGAAAGUCUUGCAAUACAAUGGAUGGUUUCCUUCAAGUGUUUUAUUUCUUUAUCAUUUAUUUGUUCUAAUUAGGUCUACAGUGGAAAAAUGGUAAAAGCAUUUGGUUGUAGUAGGAAUAAACAAAAUAAAGUCACGUGCUAUUAUCUAUUAGCAGUCAGACAUAAAUAUAAUAAUAUAAAAUAGAAGAUUUUUCAUUACUGCUUCUAGCAUUAAGCAUAAGAAUUGCAGAAAUAAGAAUAGCUUUGGGCAUUAUUGACGUUGCAUUGGUGUGAUUUUGUGUUUUUUUGUAGUUAUGGGGCCCAUUUGAUUGCUUGAAAUUAGAAAAUAUGUUUUGAAAAAUAAUGAAUUUAUGAGAUUAUCAUUUGGUUUAAUGUACUUGGAAAUCAACAUUAAUUUUAAACUCUACAAACACCUUCAAAAGCCCUCGAAUGUGAUAUUUCAACUUCAAAAACAAACAAGCGAAACAAAAUCAUUUUUUUAAGUGAUGUUUUCUAAUUAUAGGAAACCAACUGCUCUUAAUCUAUAUUAAGAAAAGUUCUUAUUUUUAUGGUAUGAGAGAAAGGAUGAGCUACACUAUACUUUGGAAUGUUGUUUUAUUGGCUAUAAUGCCAACGGGGCUGGUUUGACUGGGAGGGGCUGUGAUUCAAAUCCCCUAUUGAUUGAAUCUAACGGACAAGACUCUUCUUCCUUCAAUCCUUGAUCUUCUUUAAUCUGGUACUUUUGUUGGGUUUUAUAGUUGGUUUGUCAUUGCACGAAUUGAUAUGUUGGUCAUUGGUCAACUGAUGUAUCUCGACUUUUUAGAGUUUAUCGAAGGAUAUCCAGAUAAAUCAAUGGAGGAGAGGGGUCCUGACCACUACAGACAGCCUUUACUUUGUGACAAGACUGCUUAUGUCUGCUUCACAUAGCUUUUUGUCAAUUUCAUUGGUAUCUGCUUCUCUUCCAGUUAAUUGUUAGCAGCAAUUGCUAAUGACAAAGGGAGUCAAAUCUAGGUGUUUGGGCUGUGUUAUUGUGAAUGGAAGUGUGUUGGGGCUCAUCAAUUGGCUGAAAAGUGUUGGGAAAGAGUUGGAAAGAUGGUUCCGAUUUAGUGGUUGAGAAGGGAAGUGAUGAGCUUGGUUAUGGUGGAACCAUUAUCUUAGGUUUAGCUGUUAGUGUGAUUUAUUAAUGUUGUUCGCAUAUGGUUAGCUAAUGUUUGUGUUUCGUAUGAUUAUCGGGAAGGCUUGUUCUCAAUUGGUUUACCAUCUAUGUAUGGCAUUGUGGUUGCUUAUUCAGGUAAAUGGGUGAAAAAUUUCAUCCGUCUCCCAUCUAAUUGGGUAAGUUUUUGGUCAAUGUCUUGCAAUAUGUUAGCCAUAUUUAUGCUUGUCCCAAGUCCAGUUUACCUUCUAAAAGUUUUUAUGCUUUAAUGUACCUAACUUGAAGGGUAUAAGAUGGCAAGGCAGGCAAAAUAUGAUUGUUACCGGGCACUGUUGCUGUACGUGAAGCUUAUAAAAGUUCUCGUUGUUGAGACUGCUUUUAGUACUUUGGUUUUUGAAACUAGUUUUUUAAGCAUUUUAGUUGCUUCUUCAUGUCGUGCUAAUUCUGUCAAUUGUCUAUUCUUUAGAAAAAGAUAAAUGGACUGCUAUUUCUUAAAUACAAUUCUGGGACAUGUUUCUAUUAUUCUAUAUGGCAAGCCUUUUUUUAAAAGCAUUUGGCAUUUCCCUUCUUCAAGUUGUUUACCCACUCAAAAAGUUCUUGGUGAAAUUGGUUCUCUUAAGGUAAGGAUAGCUCAGCGGACAAGAUCACUGAGAUCUCUAUGGUUUCUAUACUCUUAAUUGUGCGGUAAUAGAUUAAAAAGUAAAUAAUUAUAUUUGUUUAAGUUUUAGAUGACAAUUGUUGAUGAUGGGCUGGUGGAGGCAUUUGAGUAAAGGUGGAUUGCUGAAAUUAUUUGGAAGAUUAGGAAAGACAAGUGAUAUAUCACAUGUUUAGAAUUUAUUCAAAAUUAUUCAUCUUUAACUUGAAUGAACGGUAAAUGCUGCUCUCAAUUUGAAUGAAUGGUAAUAGAAGACAAGCAUCUGCUGUUGAUGAUGAGGGACACAUAAUUUUCAUUAGGCUGUCAUAGUUUUAUAGGGCAGUUUGAUUGUUUUUAUCUCCCAACGUAUUUACUUUUUCAGAUUGCUUCUAUUAUUUCUGUUUAUUCUUAAUCUGUUUUAAAACAGAAUUCUUCCAAUGUAUUGGAUUUCCCUUAAAUCAUACUACACGAAAUAGUUGUACUAGUCUGUAGUUCCCCUUUUCUAGAUGCCUAGAAUUAUGUUUUCUUUUA